Aspergillus pseudonomiae is the source of this 711-nucleotide messenger RNA. RefSeq lists its product as uncharacterized. The record is from RefSeq and is a predicted model, not a curated record. The transcript has 4 exons. NCBI's taxonomy places the organism in Eukaryota, Fungi, Ascomycota, Eurotiomycetes, Eurotiales, Aspergillaceae. The coding region runs from base 1 to 711 and encodes 236 amino acids.
AUGCCAGGAUGUAUGUAUCAUGUAGCUUGUCGCUACAACAGCCACGUGAAACUCUUCCACGGCGUCAGCAAUCGCGGGGCAUGGUCUCUGGGUUCCAACCUGAUUCUAAAAGAACGGACCACUGAGCCACCACCCAACUUCGAAUCUACUAACCUCCGGUUCCUGGCCGAAAGAACGUCAAUACCCGGCCCCAAACUCGUCGAAGAUGAAAUCUGGGCUACCAUGUCUGGCGUCGACAAAGAAUGGGUCGCAAAACAGACCGCGGACCUCGGCGGACAGCCACUCUACUCAGCUUUUCUGUUUCCGACUGGCUAUGGCAUCGGCCAUGGCCCGUUUUCGUCAGAUGAUGAGCUGUGGGCUGAAAUGGCGUUGGCCUUGGAGAAAGUGCCGGAGGAUGUUCGUUUGGAGUUACGGAGGCGUAUGCCUGCUGCUGCUCCCUAUACCUUCACUCAUGGUGACCUGACCAAUGUUAAUAUCAUGGUGGAUUAUGGGGAUUUGGCUGGGAUUCUGGAUGGGGAAUCAUCAGGCUAUUUUCCCGUUUGGUGGGAGUUUACUUGUGCAGGAAUGGGUCUAGGGCAAGACGACAAGGAAUGGAAAGACUUAUUGCGCAAGUAUCUGCCGGAUCAUACUGAGGCUCGUGAGUUUUGGUUGGACUUUUACGCCUUGCGCAAGUAUCCGCAUUUGGAUGAGAGAGUGUUAAGCUUUUUUUAA